UUUUCCAACAGUUUCAAUUUCUCCUUUUUAACGCUGCUCUGUCCCUUGCUGUUGGUGUCGUUCUGAUUGUUUUAGAAAUAAGGCUGACCAAGAACUGGAGCAAGAUGGCAUCUGUGCUCCAAAAUGUAAAGGCAACGAUGGCCUGGCGAAAACACCAGCUCCUAGCUGACUUCGAUGAGAAUGAGAGCCCUGUACCUGACAAAUUCAAGAGAAGGGCUUCCUUCACUUCUCUCAAUUCCAUCUGCAUGUCUUUACGGAAGCGAGUACCAUUAAAGCAGGUACAGCUGAAUGUUCCUAAGACCUCUACUGGAAAACUGAGAGCAAGACAGAAGUGCCAAUCUCUUAUUAAAAGAACAGCAAAAAAUGCUUUUGGAACAGUGUCCCAGAAAAUACAGAAGUCUUGCCAAAGUCCAGUAGACUCAAUGGUGACCUUUCCAGUUGAAUCCAUCAGCAGAAGUUGUUCUACCAAGAAAAGAAGCACUACACCUCGAAGCCCUUGCCAUAAGAAGAGUGUUAUUCCAGCAGCCAAUUCCAAAGGCAGCACAAGAUCCAACAAAAGAGCCUUGCUUGGGCCAGCAUGGGUGUCAGAACAUAGAGAACGAAGGGGUUUCUCAUCCUGGUUUGGUAAAGAUGCUGUCUCUCUCCGGAGAUCAAGAAGAGCAGCAGCACUGAAGAGUCCUUAUUCAUCACCUGCAUCUGCCAGCAGAAAGAUAGAGUUUGACUGCGAGUUGGAGCUGAUCUCCUCAGGGAUUUGCCAGUUGCAGCGUAUCUCCCAAGCAUUUGAUGAUGCCGUUGUGCAAGAGGAGAGGCAACAUGCAGUAUCAACCUACUACUGUCUAAUGGUAAAGUUUGUGCAUCAACCUCAAAGACUUUCUCAAGCUAUCAGAAGGCAAAUGAAGAAACACCAUGCUGCACUUGGUACCUAGAGAUGUAACUACUGUUAGUUUAUGAGCACAUUCAAAGGAGAGCUCUGUAUAGGACUCGAAAGGGUGCAUUCUAUGCAUUGAACAAGGCAUUACAAUUAUGAUCUUUCCUGAUAAGGUAGGUCAGGACUUCCAUUGCUUUCGCUUUUCAAGUGAACAGGAGAAUCAGAGUUGUACAACUGUGUAUUUCUCUUGCUGAGAUGAGGUACCAUCUUGAAUGUGACUUUCAUAAGACAGUAAGUACUUUGAAACCUAUGUUGAACUGACCAGUAGGAAUGGCCAGAGCAAGGGCCACAGACUAAGGAAGGAUGAUCAUAGAUAAUAGUAGUAGACUGAUAUCCAACUGCCAUGAGUUACAAUUGUGAGUACUUUGCAUACUGAAAGUACCGGUUCAUUAUUUUGAAAGCCUAACAUUUUUUUUCUGUAUAUGAACAAACCCAAACCAAAAUGAAACAAUAGUGGCUUGAGUUGUGACCACAACUCCCGUUCCAAGGCAACAGGUUUCUGUGGAGUCACUCACUCACUCCUCAAGAGAGGAGCCACAUUAGGACUCUUAAUUCAUGGCUUUAAGGGUUGUUAUUAGAUAAGCCUGACUAAUCCCAUUUUAUGUAGUUGGGUUUCAGACAAAGCAGAGCAACUGUCAUUUCUUGCUGCUGUUUUAGAUAGCAUAGGGACAGUUAAGCAUUGCUUUUUUACUAUACCAUCUGUCUUAGUUAUAUUCAGAAAUCAAUUACUAUAAUUAAUGUAACCUCUUACAACAGCUGUUAUUGGCUAAUAUCAGAGUGCAUGUAUUUUAUGUGAUGAAGUCUACUAAGCAUUUGAUACCUGUAUUUUGCUUCUAACUGCUUUUAUUUUAUUUUUUUUUUAAGUAACAUUCACUUGACAAGCCUUUUUUGGUAGGUAAUUCAGUUUAAUAAAGUUUAGUCUUUCAAAUGAAAGCAAAGAUUUCUCAAGCUUCUAAAAUUCAUCCCCAGGGCUAUUUCCCAUGGCAGCAGCUUUAGUUUGUCAGAUUACAUUCACUCUUUAGAAGAACCUUAAACCAAAAUACUGAUUUUGGAAACUAUUUGAUACUAUUUGAGAUGCAGAGUUUUAACUGGAACUACUAAAAGGAUUUUAAGUAUAAACAUUGGAAGCAGUCCCUUUCAGUUCUGAUUUACGAGUAAGUACUGAUUUUAAACUUGCUCCUGAGUUUUCUUCUUUAUUGUCAAACUGGUGUGUUUCAAAAUAUUGAAAGAAUAUUUCAAUUAAAGAAACACAAAACCAACUCCAA
This is a messenger RNA of Pezoporus flaviventris, 2193 nucleotides long. It is a transcript of the gene PIMREG, whose product is annotated as PICALM interacting mitotic regulator. The record is from RefSeq and is a predicted model, not a curated record. Lineage: Eukaryota; Metazoa; Chordata; Aves; Psittaciformes; Psittacidae.